Molecule: messenger RNA, 1769 nt
Organism: Vombatus ursinus (common wombat)
Lineage: Eukaryota; Metazoa; Chordata; Mammalia; Diprotodontia; Vombatidae
Gene: DNAJB5
Product: DnaJ heat shock protein family (Hsp40) member B5
Exons: 4
Coding region: 334-1596 (420 amino acids)
Biological process (GO): negative regulation of transcription by RNA polymerase II
Cellular component (GO): cytosol
Molecular function (GO): protein-folding chaperone binding
Source: RefSeq, a predicted model, not a curated record
CUUGGUGAUUUGGGGUCAGGCUCUCCCCAGUGAGUGAGGAGCUCCACGCUGUUCCUCUCCAUCUCACACUCACAGGCAGUCACUCACAAUCGUAUACGGGCACACACACUAACCCACUCUCAAGCAGUCAUAGUCUCAAAUACAGCCAGCCAGUAGUCACACAAGAGACUGCUUCUCUGGAUUCCUUUCUCCCUCCUCACCCUUUUGAGGUCUGACAUUCACUGACUCUUCAGUGGGAAGCCAGAGGAGGACAUGUGGCCCUGAGGAGGACCUGGCUAUUGAAGUACCUGGUGGACAGGUGGGUGAGGGCAGAGAGGAGGGGUAUUGCUGGGCAUGUUUAAGCGCACUGGGCUCUCCUGCGCACCCCCAGCUGCUCCCCCAAUCCAGACAAGAGGAGGUUUCCGGAGCUUCCCACACUUCUGGGGAGAAGACUUCUUAGCCAGCUUGAUGUUUAAAAUUCAGCUGGAGCCGUUAAAACUGCGUGCAUGGACGCUGAAUGGGUUUGUAAAGUUUCGGAACAAGGAGGCCAGUACUGGUCCAGUUGCUGUAAUGGGAAAGGAUUAUUAUAAGAUUCUGGGCAUCCAGUCUGGAGCCAAUGAAGAUGAGAUCAAGAAAGCAUAUCGGAAGAUGGCCCUGAAGUAUCAUCCAGACAAGAACAAAGAGCCCAGUGCUGAGGAGAAGUUUAAGGAGAUUGCAGAGGCUUAUGAUGUGCUGAGCGACCCCAAGAAACGAGCCGUUUAUGACCAGUAUGGGGAAGAAGGCCUGAAGACCGGUGGUGGCAGCUCUGGAGGCUCUGGGGGCUCCUUCCACUACACCUUCCAUGGCGACCCCCACGCUACUUUCGCCUCCUUCUUCGGUGGCUCCAACCCCUUCGACAUCUUCUUCGCCAGCAGUCGUACCACUCGGCCCUUCAACGGCUUCGACCCUGACGACAUGGAUGUGGACGAAGAUGACGACCCGUUUGGUGCCUUCGGCCGCUUUGGUUUCAAUGGGUUGAGUGGAGGACCCAGGCGACCUCAGGAGUCCCUGCACCCCCGGCGAAAGGUGCAGGAUCCUCCUGUAGUGCACGAGCUUCGCGUGUCCCUAGAAGAGGUCUACCACGGCUCCACUAAGCGCAUGAAGAUCACCCGGAGGCGCCUCAAUCCCGACGGACGGACCGUUCGUACGGAGGACAAGAUCCUGCACAUCGUUAUCAAGCGGGGCUGGAAAGAGGGCACCAAGAUCACCUUCCCCAAGGAGGGCGACGCCACGCCCGACAACAUCCCCGCCGACAUAGUCUUUGUACUUAAGGAUAAGCCUCAUGCCCACUUCCGACGAGACGGGACCAACGUGGUCUACAGUGCCCUAAUCAGCCUCAAAGAGGCGCUGUGUGGCUGCACUGUGAACAUUCCCACCAUCGAUGGCCGAGUUAUCCCCCUACCCUGCAAUGAUGUCAUCAAGCCGGGCACUGUGAAGAGACUACGUGGGGAGGGGUUGCCCUUCCCUAAAGUGCCCACCCAGCGGGGCGACCUCAUAGUGGAGUUCAAAGUGCGCUUCCCGGACAGGAUAGCUCCGCAGACGCGACAAAUCUUAAAACAGCACCUGCCUUGCUCCUAGGCCCAGCCUCAGGGCCGGCUCCCGGCCUCCACAGCAAUACCGCCCUCCGGCCCCGGGCUCCAGCAGCCAGAAAGGCAAUCCGGCCGGCCCUACCGCCCAUCGGGCAACCGUUUUCUAAAAUGCAAAAAAGCCACUUUUGUUUUCAGAAAGUUGUUAUCGCCCCUACCUGGCAG